GAAUUUUCUUCCCAUACACGUUUACUUUCAUCUCUUUUCUGUACUUUCUAUAUACCAUCAUCAUUCUAUUAAAUUAUUAUCAUUCACUAUUCUUUUUUGGUCGGAAAAAAACAUCUCAUCUAUUGUUUCCUUCGCAACUUAAUUACCUACUUAGUAUUUUGGAAGAUUAUUUCAGAUUGAGAGUAUUAAAAAGGCAAAAUAUAAAUGGCAAAUAAUAUUAGUAACAAUAACAAUGUAGCAGAAUAUGCUGAAAGGGCAACAAGUGAAUCGUUGAUUGGUCCGGAUUGGGCUAUCAACAUUGAGUUAUGUGAUCUUAUCAAUAUGAAUCCCGGACAAACAAAAGAUGCAUUAAAGAUACUCAAGAAGCGAGUGAAAAGCAAAAAUCCAAAAAUACAGCUCCUUUCUCUGUUUGUAUUGGAAACUCUAAGCAAAAACUGUGGGGAGAACGUAUUUCAGCAAAUGGUUGAACGGGACAUUUUGCACGAUAUGGUCAAAAUAGUAAAGAAAAAGCCAGAUUUAAAUGUAAGAGAAAAGAUUCUUAUACUGAUAGAUACUUGGCAAGAAGCUCUGGGAGGUCGUGGAGGAAGAUAUCCACAAUACUAUGCAGCGUAUACAGAACUCAAGGCUGCUGGGGUCGAAUUUCCACCCAAAGAAGAGAACAGUGUGCCAUUAUUUACGCCACCACAAAGUCAACCGAUUGUUCACCCUACUUUGGCAUAUGAGGAAGCUACUGUUCAGGCCUCCCUUGAGACGGAUGUUUCCGGACUCAGUCUGUCAGAAAUUGCUAGUGCAGAAGGAAUAGCAGAUGUGCUGAUGGAUAUGCUAACUGCUUUGGAUCCUAAAAAUUCUGAGGGCUUAAAGGAAGAAUUGAUUGUUGAUCUUGUUGACCAGUGUCGCUCGUACCAGACACGUGUCAUGACUCUUGUAAAUAGUACCUCAGACGAGGAGCUUCUAGGUAAGGGUUUGGUAUUAAAUGAUACUUUGAUACAUGUUCUUGCCCGCCAUGAUCAAAUGGCAAAAGGGGUUCCUGCUCAUUCGGUAGUAGAGGCACUGAAAAAUUCAGUUGUACCUCUUGUAAAUGUAACUCAUGAGGAUGACGAGUCUGACGAUGAUUUUUCCCAGCUAUCCCACAGGUCAUCACGUGAUACUUUGCAGAAUGGUUCAAGAACUGGAAGGGUGCGUGCUAGUCCAGUUCUUCCUCCAUCCUUAGUAUCAUCAAACAAGACAGCGAGUGCAGUGGUUGAUUAUUUAAGUGGCGAUUCGUAUAAUUCUGAAAGAUCAACUACCAAAACCACAAUCUCCUCCCCUCCACCACCUCCUUUGGAUGAUUAUGUAAACCCGACUGCAACAAUGUUUGCUGCAAAUGAUGAACCAACUCAGAUGACCAAAUCCAUGGACAAUAAUCUUCCACUUCGUGCAUCCUCUUCUGUGUCUGUCAAACCACUACGAACAACCAAAGUUGCCAUCUCCAGCCAUCCUUCACCUCCAUCAGAUGAUUAUGUAAAUCCAUUUGCUGCUGUUGAUGAACCCAUUCGGUUGACCAAACCCAUGGAGGGUCCUGUGUCUAUCCCACCACCACCGUCGAAGCACACUCAAAGACGGCAAUUUUUUGAGAAAAAUCAGGGUCUUCCUUCUGGACCUUCAGUUUCUGGUAGCGCUUCUGGUCAUGGUUUAUAUUAUGACAGUUUAGUUGGUGAGACUGGGAACCUCUCUCUUAACUCGUCAAUUCCGGCCAAGAAAGAGAAACAUGAGGAUGCAUUAUUUAAAGAUCUUGUUGAUUUUGCAAAAGCCAAGUCAUCGUCAUCUUCGAAUCCAAAUAGGUCAUUUUGAACUUCGUGAUGUUUAUUGAAGAAAUAGUCUUAAACUAAAAUGGAUUUUGCUAUAGCUUAAUAACCAAUAGUUUUUGCCCACUAAUAA
Molecule: messenger RNA, 1917 nt
Organism: Erigeron canadensis
Lineage: Eukaryota; Viridiplantae; Streptophyta; Magnoliopsida; Asterales; Asteraceae
Product: TOM1-like protein 4
Exons: 10
Coding region: 205-1830 (541 amino acids)
Biological process (GO): protein transport to vacuole involved in ubiquitin-dependent protein catabolic process via the multivesicular body sorting pathway
Molecular function (GO): phosphatidylinositol binding; ubiquitin binding
Source: RefSeq, a predicted model, not a curated record